AAAAAGCAUUUCUUCUUUGUGUUGAGAGAGAAAAAAAGGAGAAAAAAAAAAAAAUUAUCAUUAUUGUCUCCCAAAACACAAACUGCUAAAGAAACAAACAAAGUGUGUGUGUGGUGUGUGUGAGAUUGAGAAGUAAUUAAAUUAAGAUGGAGAGUUAUUACUACACAAAUGAGCAGCAAGCUUUCAUGGAGGAGCUUAUGGGCUUCAGAGACAUGGAAAAUUUCUACGCCAAUCAAGCUUACUUUAACGCCAUUAAUAAUGGCGGAUCUCUCACCCUCGACUCAAUCUACAACAACACCACCACCAAUUUUGCCCCAAAUUCAAUGGAAAACAAUUACAACCCUAAUUACCUCAAUAACAAUAACCAGAGCUUCAUUUCCUCCUCAUACGCCCAAUACGGCGAGGAGCUCUCCCCUCCGGAUUUCACGGCCGAUUCCUCCGGCAGUCGGAAUCUCGACGCCCAAUUCUACCUCUCCGGCGCCGGCGAGAGCUUGUUCCCUAGGGGCGCGGGCUUCCAGGGUAUGGAUAUCGGGGUGCCGUGUAAGGCGGAGCCCCAGCCCGAACUUCCCGCUGGCUUCAACAUGGCCUUCGGCCCGGCCCAUAUUAAGAGCGGGGCAAAGCCCAAGAAGAUCAGCGGCCAGCCAUCGAAGAACCUCAUGGCCGAGCGCCGCCGGAGGAAGCGCCUCAACGACCGCCUCUCUAUGCUCCGAUCAGUUGUUCCCAAGAUUAGCAAGAUGGACAGAACAUCUAUACUUGGAGACACCAUAGAUUACAUGAAGGAGCUGAUCGAACGGAUCAAUGGCUUGCAAAAAGAGAUGCAUUUGGGCACAAAUCAAUUGGCCUCAAUGACCAUUUUCAAUGAUGUCAAGCCUAAUGAGAUUGUCGUCAGAAAUUCACCCAAGUUUGAUGUGGAAAGGAGAAAUACAGACACAAGAAUCGAGAUAUGUUGUGGUGGGAAGCCUGGAUUGUUGCUGUCAACAGUGACCACAUUAGAAGCAUUAGGCCUCGAGAUUCAACAGUGUGUAAUUAGCUGCUUUAAUGAAUUCUCUCUCCAGGCUUCUUGCUCUGAGGAUUUGAAUAAAAGGGCAAUGUUAGAUUCAGAGGAUAUAAGGCAAGCAUUGCUGAGAAAUGGUGGAUAUGGGGAAAAAUGCGUGUAGCUACAGGAGCAAAGAUUAUUAGACUGACUGAAAAAACAAAAAACAAUCUUCUGUUAAUUAGUUAGGUUUUGGGGAGGAAAUGGGAAUGGGAUGGGAGAGAUUACUUUGUCUUAUUUUUCUCCUUUUUGUCUCUCUCACUCUGUUUUUCUUUCUUUUUUAUUCCUUUUCCUUAUUCAUUUUGUGGGUUAGUAUAGAUUUUGAAGUGUAAUUUUGCCAAGAAGAUUUCUCAAUGAAGUUGUGAGGAGUUUGCUUCCAUGUCGAUACCCUUUUUUGCAAUAAAGUAGAAAAAUAUAUGUGUGUAUUCGAACAAAAUAAAUGUUAAAUACAAGAUAACCCGGAACUUGUACAAGCCUUUGAGGAG
Molecule: messenger RNA, 1518 nt
Organism: Striga asiatica
Lineage: Eukaryota; Viridiplantae; Streptophyta; Magnoliopsida; Lamiales; Orobanchaceae
Source: the annotation of a GenBank genome assembly